Messenger RNA from Zerene cesonia (dogface butterfly), 698 nucleotides. Its product is annotated as succinate dehydrogenase assembly factor 4, mitochondrial-like. Bases 183 to 533 code for a protein of 116 amino acids. The record is from RefSeq and is a predicted model, not a curated record. Gene Ontology annotation, biological process: mitochondrial respiratory chain complex II assembly. The transcript is spliced from 2 exons. Gene Ontology annotation, cellular component: mitochondrion. Lineage: Eukaryota; Metazoa; Arthropoda; Insecta; Lepidoptera; Pieridae.
UAACUCUGUCUGUCUGUCAUUCAGAUCUGUUUUUAUUUUCGAUUACAAGCAGCAAGCAGUGUAAUUUUGAGAACUUUGAAUUUUGAUUAUUUUAUUUUAGUUAUUGUGUAGUAUAGUUGAACACAAUAUUAUUAAUUGAAGUAUAAAGGGUUUUCUAUUUGUUAGAAUAGUCAUAAAUUAAAAUGCUAAAGAUAAAUUUAUUUAUGUCAUCGUUAUUUCCUAAAAAUAAUAUUCCAAGAAUAAUGAACAACUUUUCAUUAGCUAAAUAUUCACAAAACCCACCUUCUGACACCGAGGAAAAUGUGACAAAAGCAGAAUCUAAAAGGUUGGCAGAAUUUCGAAAAAAGUUAAGAGAGACUACACCUAUAAAAGAUUUGGGAGAGCAAGCUGAUUUUUCUCCACCUAAAGAAGAUGCUUUGCCUGCUUGGCCUAAUGACACAAAUCCUCAUACUGGAGAGAUUGGUGGCCCAAGAGGCCCAGAGCCAACUAGAUUUGGCGACUGGGAGCGGAAGGGAAGAGUAUCAGACUUUUAAAAAUUUCAUAGAAUUAUAAAGCUUAGUAAUAGUAGAUAAAUUGUUAUAUUGUUUUGUUAAUACUGAGUUUCAAGGUUGAAGAAUAAAGAUACAUUUUUCAAGAGAUGCAGCAUUAUAUACUUUAGGAUGGUAAAAAGAAAAUUAAAUGAGUUUUAUUCUUCUAAA